Messenger RNA from Entrophospora candida, 163 nucleotides. The record is from the annotation of a GenBank genome assembly. Lineage: Eukaryota; Fungi; Glomeromycota; Glomeromycetes; Entrophosporales; Entrophosporaceae.
AAACAAAAUCAAGGAAAUCGUGGAAAUUGCAGAAAUCAUGAGAGUCAUGGAAGUUAUGGAGGUCAUGGAAUUCAUGGAAGUUACAAAAGUCAUGAAGUUAUAGCAGUUGGUAGAGGUAGUGGGAAGAGUCAUGAAAAUAAUGAAGAUACCAAUUCUGUUCAAG